Molecule: messenger RNA, 770 nt
Organism: Daldinia decipiens
Lineage: Eukaryota; Fungi; Ascomycota; Sordariomycetes; Xylariales; Hypoxylaceae
Exons: 3
Coding region: 118-525 (135 amino acids)
Source: RefSeq, a predicted model, not a curated record
UCAUCUCAAGCAGACAGCUCAUAUCAACUAUCAAUCUCCAGUCACAACCUCGAUCAGGAUAAUCCUGCUUAACUCCCAGAAAAACUCUCGACUUACACGUCAACACACCUCAUCAAAAUGACUACCUGGAUCUCCACCCACGGCAUCGGCGCCAUCAAGGACAGCACCUCCUCCUUCUCCAUAACCGCCGACAAGGGCUCCGCCCUCGUCAAGCCGACGAGCCCGAACGAGCUGAGCGGAUGGAUCCACUUCACCAUCCCCAGCCCUCCGGUCAACAACCCGAACCUCAAGGUCGUCGCUGUCGACUUUUCCUCCCAGUCGGCGACUGUCGACUCCGUGGCCAUCUACCUUGCCAACUCGGUCAAGUUCAAGGAAGAGGAGCUCCAGAAGGGACAAUCUUUCACCCUCACCAUCAGCUCCACCCAGGCCAUCUACCAGGGCAAGGGAAUUUCCGUCUCAGUCUUCGUCCAGUUCGACAGCGUGGCCUCCAACCUCAGGUUCCAGUCGGUUGGAAUCCAGGUCUAGAUAAACAAACCACGAUAUGACCAAACAUAUCUCGCUGCGACGCACCAGAUGAAACUGACGGGAAUGGAAUAUUCCAUUCGAGCUAUGAGGAUGGAUCUAUAUGGAAGUCUUGUUUUGGGGCACCCUUGAUGGGACCGAAUAUCAUUUUAUGUUGGAAAAUUCUUUAAACAUGUGCACAUGUCAUUCGAUCGUUUAGUAGCUCUGUAGGCUAAUCCAACACUAUUUUUCUAUAAAUUUUCAAGAGA